Penicillium daleae is the source of this 975-nucleotide messenger RNA. RefSeq names its product arabinan endo-1-5-alpha-L-arabinosidase C. The record is from RefSeq and is a predicted model, not a curated record. Gene Ontology annotation, biological process: carbohydrate metabolic process. The transcript has 4 exons. Gene Ontology annotation, molecular function: arabinan endo-1,5-alpha-L-arabinosidase activity. Lineage: Eukaryota; Fungi; Ascomycota; Eurotiomycetes; Eurotiales; Aspergillaceae. Bases 1 to 975 code for a protein of 324 amino acids.
AUGCUGGCUAUUUUCUUCUGCUUGUUUAUAGCAUUGGCUAGCGCUUACCCGGCGCGAGGCCCUUGUACGGGAGAUUGCUGGACUCAUGACCCAUCUAUGAUUCAGCGAGAGUCGGAUGGCACGUACUUCCGUUUCUCGACGGGCACUGGUGUCAACACUAUGACCUCGCCAUCAUUGACGGGACCCUGGUCCGACGUGGGCGCGGCUCUGCCAAAUGGUUCCAAGAUUACUCUUGACGGCGUGGACAGCCACGACAUCUGGGCCCCCGACGUGCAUUACCAGGGUGGAACAUACUACAUGUACUACGUACUCUCCAAGCUCGGCACGCAAACCUCCCAAAUCGGGGUUGCAACCUCCAAAACAAUGGAACCGGGCUCCUGGACUGAUCACGGCAUCAUCGGCAUCCCCGCCAACAGCGCCUACAACCGCAUCGACCCCAACUGGAUCUCCAUCAACGGCCAGCAGUACCUCCAAUUCGGCUCCUACUGGCAAGACAUCUACCAAGUUGCUCUGGAAAGCCCGCUGGGGGUCGGCUUCAACACACCGCACCAGAUCGCGUACAACGCCAGUCUGAACCAUCGCGUCGAGGGCUCGUUCCUGUAUCAGCAUGGUGGCUUUUAUUAUUUGUUUUUCAGCGGUGGCAUUGCCGGCUCGUAUACGGCUACUUACCCCGCCCAGGGCGAGGAGUACCGUGUGCAUGUAUGCCGCUCGGCGAGUGGGACUGGGCACUUUGUCGACGAGUCUGGACGGUCUUGCCUGGAAUCUGGUGGUACUAUUAUCCUGGCUAGCCAUGAUCAAGUUUAUGCUCCCGGUGGACAGGGUGUUCUCACCGACAAGGAUCUCGGCCCUGUUCUGUACUACCACUACUACCCGCUCUCGGUGAAACAGAGUGGUGGAAAUGGCAUUGCCGGAUACAUGUAUGGCUGGAAUGAGCUCGACUUUUCGACCGGCUGGCCCGUGGUCAAGGCCGUUUAA